GACUCAGCUCCCGGGACACGGCCAGUGCCCUGCCGGGUGUGAGAAUGGACUGCUCUGCAUGGCUACAUGGGCCACUGGUAAAUGCUUGCUUUCAUUAAGAAAUUUUUGAACAGAAAAUAUUUUUCUUAGGCAGCGUUUUGGAUUGGCAGGGAAAUAAAAUGCACAGCGGUUCCCUUCCCCUCUCCCACGUUCAACUUCUUCCCAAAUCCAGGCAUUGCAAGGAAUUUACCCCAAACGCCCUCUGUGACCUCGGGGCGGGAUUGCAAACCCUGCACUAGUGGGUUCGGCCGGGAAAGGGGGAGGGAUGGUUGGCCAGGUUUAAUAGGAGCUUUGUGGAAUCAGCAGAGCAGGAGACAGACUUGCAGGAGCAACAAUCCUCCUGCUGGAAUCUCCUAUGGAGAAGUCGCGUCUUCACAGCAGAGCCAAAUGAAAGCUUCAGUGUUUCAAGGGGAAACUUUAUUUAAGGUCAGUUUCUUGCAGGGGAGUAUUCAGAUUGGCGAUGUUUGUUGCUAGUAUUGACACUAAACCUUCACAUACAUAGUUUGUUUAAUAAUUAACCCAAUUUGAUGCUCAUUGGCCAUCGCUUCUGCUGAAGCAAGCCCACCAACCUCCUGGAAAUCGAAUGGGUAGAGUUUUCUCAUGUCCUAGCUAAUUUCUAAUCAAAGUAAACAAAUGCCAACAGGAAACGUCUUGUUUAUGGAACUGAUAGAAGGGUUGUGUUGUGUAGUUCAGUGAAUACGUGUAAUACAACAAAGGAAAACUGCCAGAAAGGACUGGGGACACAUCUGGGAUGGAGUGCAGUAAAUCAGUCUGUCACCUUGGAGAUUCAUGUUUUCUUGGCCUUCCUGAGGAGGGAAAAGUCUGACUAAGCCAGAAUGCCCCUGGCCAUACAUACAAAAGCUCUGCCAUUGAGCUAGUAAAGCAAGGCUUGUGCUUUUGCUGCACUCCGACUCUUCUAGAAUUGCUCGCAUGGAAUCCCAGAGCUUGGAGAUGCGCACCGGCUUGGCUGCUCGCUAACCGAAAGCUGAAGGUCUCCCAGCCUAUGUGCAGAGAACAGAAUGCGGGUCACCAUGAGGCGAGUGUUGCUGGGGCUUGGCUUUGCUGUUGCCCUGAUGGUGACUGUGCACCUUGGCCAGCAGAUGUUGGAGUGCCAGGCGCUGCUGGGCGAGGGCUAUGGCAAGCGGACACGUGGGCUGAUGAGACCAGAAAACGAAGAACUGGUUCUGGUGGACUCCAGUCGCAUCGAGUACCGGUACAGCAAGGAGAUGCCGCUGAUAUUUAUCGGUGGGGUCCCGCGGAGCGGCACGACUCUCAUGAGAGCCAUGCUGGAUGCGCAUCCAGAGGUCCGCUGCGGAGAAGAGACUCGCAUUAUUCCCCGGGUGCUGGCCAUGCGCCAGGCCUGGUCCAAAUCUGGGCGCGAAAAGAUGCGCUUGGAUGAAGCGGGAGUGACGGACCAAGUCCUGGACGCUGCCAUGCAGGCGUUUAUCCUGGAAGUCAUUGCCAAGCAUGGGGAGCCAGCCAGAUAUCUAUGUAACAAGGACCCCUUCACUUUAAAAUCCUCUGUCUACCUUUCCAGGCUCUUUCCCAAUUCCAAAUUUCUGCUGAUGGUUCGAGACGGCCGGGCUUCUGUCCAUUCCAUGAUCACAAGGAAGGUGACGAUUGCAGGCUUUGACUUGAACAGCUACCGAGACUGCCUCACCAAGUGGAACAAAGCCAUCGAGGUGAUGUAUUCGCAGUGCGUAGAAAUUGGGCAGUCCAGGUGCCUGCCAGUCUACUAUGAGCAGCUAGUGCUGCACCCCGAGCAGUCCAUGCGUGUCAUCAUGCAGUUCCUAGACAUUUCCUGGAGCGACGCAGUGCUGCACCAUGAAGAAUUAAUAGGGAAACCAGGCGGAGUCUCUCUUUCCAAGAUAGAAAGAUCAACAGACCAGGUUAUUAAGCCUGUAAACUUGGAAGCUUUGUCCAAAUGGAUCGGGCACAUUCCAGGGGACGUAUUGCAAGACAUGGCCCAGAUAGCACCAAUGCUCGCUAGGCUUGGCUAUGACCCAUAUGCAAAUCCACCCAACUAUGGCAACCCAGACCCCUUGGUAAUCAACAACACCCAGAGGGUUAUGAAGGGGGAUUUUAAAACACCAGCCAAUCUGAAAGGACGUCUUCAGGUGAGAGCGCCCAGUGACUCCUCUGGGCUAGACCUUCAUUUCGGAUGGAUCUGUGGCAUGUCUGGUCCCUCACAUGAGGGCAGCAGCUCCGUCCUUGGGAUACCUGACUCACUUGCAUCUCCUGCUUCAGUCCAUCCAAAUCUCCACUGCACAGUUGUUCCUCUCUCGUCGUGCUGAUCAUGUCACACCAACCCCGGAUCUUUUCACUGGUGUCCUGUCUGGCUGCAUGAAAUUUUAGCUGCUGGCAUCGCUAUCCAAGCCCUGCAUACACUCAUGCCCGCCCCACCUCCCCGCCUUCCUGCUAAUGUUAUUUUCUCUCGCUUCUGGCUUCUUGCUUGCACUGGGGUGUCUGUGCAUUCAUCUGACAAACACACUUCUGCUGCCUCUAAUCCCUCUGGAGAUGCUCUUCUCCCUGGGGCCCCUGACUCUUGAACUGCUGUUCUGGGUCUUGCUACAUGUGGAGUGGGAAGAGGGAGGAUGUCCGUCUAAUCUAGAGAGUGUAAAUGUCCCAGAACAUGGCUUCUGGUUCUAAUAGUUCUCUCAGUGUAGAACUGUUUCAUGUGUCACUAAAACCGUUCCCUUUGCACGGGCGUACAAUCAGGAAGUACUUUACGAUUUGGUGCAAUCACAAUGGCACUAGAGAUGAAGAUCAAAGAACUUUAAACCCUUAUCCCCCUAGAAAAUACUGCCUAAAUAGAUAGGACACAACAAAUAUAAGGAAGGACUUUUUCACACAAUGCACAACCUGUGGAACUUGUUGCCAGGGGAUGUUAUGAAGACCAAAAGUAAAACUGGGUUUUAAAAACAAAUUAUAUAAGUUCCUGGCGGAUAGGUGGAUGGCUGUUAGCAGAGAUGGUCAUGGAUACAAUCCCGUGCUCUGUGUGUCCCUAAACCUGUUACGGCCAGAAGCUGGGGCUGGAUGAUGGGAUGGAUCACGAGAUACAUUACCCUGUUCUGUUCAUUCCCUCUGAAGCCCCCGGCACUGGCCACUGUCAGAAGACAGGAUGCUGGCUUAGACAGACCAGCACAGGCAUUCUCAUGUUCUUAUGACCCACAAUAGCCUAAUGGUCAACACACUAGGGCUGUGUCCAAGCAAGGGGCUUGGGAAACCAAGACUGCCUAUUUAAUAUGGGAACUGUUAAAGUAAGCAGUGAUUUCGGCUGUCCCAGUAGCGUGUGGGGAGAGAGGCACCCCUCAGGUAGCCAGCAUUAAAAGCAUUUUGAGAUUCACAAGUGGAAAACCAUUGCUUUGAAUUGCCAGACUCAGAAACGAGUGCAGCCUGCCGUGCACGGGUGUAAUUGUGCUCCCUGCAAGAAGCACCAGCUGCCGAUCCUGAAUGGCUGUCAGGUGGAGUCCCAUGUAGAAUGCAUUGCAGUGAUGAAGAUCUGGGUCACUGGGGAAGCCUACCUAUCACAGGCGAGGUGGCAAUCUCCUGGCAAAAGCGCACUCUCAACUCACUCUGAGAAGUGCGGUGGGACAGUUUGUGUUUUGUAUGUGACUUAAUACUAAUCAUCGCUUUUCUUG
Trachemys scripta elegans is the source of this 3680-nucleotide messenger RNA. It is a transcript of the gene TPST2, whose product is annotated as tyrosylprotein sulfotransferase 2. The coding region runs from base 1059 to 2333 and encodes 424 amino acids. Gene Ontology annotation, cellular component: Golgi apparatus. The transcript is spliced from 4 exons. Lineage: Eukaryota; Metazoa; Chordata; Testudines; Emydidae. The record is from RefSeq and is a predicted model, not a curated record. Gene Ontology annotation, biological process: peptidyl-tyrosine sulfation. Gene Ontology annotation, molecular function: protein-tyrosine sulfotransferase activity.